AACAAUCUCCAAAACCAUUUCAACGUUUUAAAGGCCAUUGCAAUUCCCCUCCAAAGACUAUUCAAGAACACAAGCAUUUCUUCCAUCCAUGGAGGACAACAAACAUAUCGAGAAUGGUAGCGACGAGGAAUUCGCUUCUACAGACCGUAUCAUCACCGAAAUCAAAACUACUAAGAAAGAAGAAGAAGAAGAAGAACAGCAAGAGAUUUUUUCAAUCGAGAAGGUGUUCGAGAGUCAGGAAGUGCCGGCUUGGCGCGAUCAGCUGACUUUUAGAGCUUUCUUUGUUAGCUUUAUAUUGGGAAUUAUGUUCAGCUUCAUAGUCAUGAAGUUGAAUUUAACGACGGGGAUUAUACCGUCGUUAAAUGUGUCGGCAGGCUUGUUGGGAUUCUUUUUCGUGAAGACGUGGACUAAGUUCUUGGAGAAAUCGAAGAUGUUGAAGCAGCCGUUUACACGGCAGGAGAAUACAGUGAUCCAGACAUGCGUCGUCGCCACCUCCGGGAUUGCUUUUAGUGGAGGUUUUGGGAGUUACCUCUUUGGUAUGAGCGAGGUGAUCGCUAAGCAAUCAGAAGAGGCAAAUGACCCACAGAAUAUUAAGAACCCACGGCUAGGAUGGAUGAUUGGUUUCCUCUUCGUCGUCAGCUUUCUUGGCCUGUUCUCUCUGGUGCCACUUAGAAAGAUCAUGAUCAUUGACUACAAGCUGAUCUACCCAAGCGGGACCGCAACUGCUCACCUCAUCAACAGCUUUCACACCCCUGAAGGAGCCAAACUAGCAAAGAAACAAGUGAAAGCAUUAGGCAAGUUCUUCACUUUCAGCUUCCUGUGGGGUUUCUUUCAGUGGUUCUUCACAGCAACCGAGGCCUGUGGUUUCAAAAACUUCCCUACAUUUGGUCUCAAAGCCUAUGAAAACACGUUCUACUUUGAUUUCUCGGCUACUUACGUAGGCGUUGGGAUGAUUUGCCCUUAUCUCGUAAACAUCUCAUUGCUUGUGGGAUCCAUCCUAUCUUGGGGAAUAAUGUGGCCGCUCAUAGACGCUAAAAAGGGCGAUUGGUAUCGUGCAGAUCUCCCGCCCAAGAAUCUUAAUGGCCUUCAAGGCUACAGGGUCUUCCUUGCCAUCGCCCUGAUCCUAGGCGACGGCCUCUACAACUUCUUCAAGGUGAUGAGCCGAACCCUUUCUGCCAUCAUUCAGCAACUCCGCAAGAGAGACACCACAAUAAUCCCUGUAGCUGAUCGCCCUGAUCUCACCACCACGUCCAUCUCCUACGAUGACCGGCGGCGGACUGAACUCUUUCUGAAAGACCAAAUCCCAUUCUGGGUGGCAGUUGGGGGUUACCUUGCUGUUGCAGCAAUCUCCAUCGGCACCCUCCCUCAAAUAUUCUCUCAGCUGAAAUGGUACUACAUCUUUGUUGCUUACAUCUUCGCACCUGUCCUAGCCUUCUGUAAUGCCUAUGGUGCCGGCCUCACUGAUUGGUCCCUCGCCUCCACAUACGGGAAGCUUGCCAUCUUUACCAUUGGCGCAUGGGCCGGCGCUUCAAAUGGUGGUGUGAUUGCAGGGCUUGCAGCAUGCGGUGUCAUGAUGAGCAUUGUCUCGACGGCCUCAGACCUCAUGCAAGACUUCAAGACUGGCUACUUAACACUAGCUUCCCCACGAUCCAUGUUCGUGAGCCAAGUGAUUGGGACAGCGAUGGGCUGUGUCAUUGCGCCUUGUGUGUUCUGGCUCUUUUACAAAGCCUUCAACAGCAUUGGCAUUCCUGGGUCUGAGUACUCAGCUCCCAAUGCGCUUGUCUACCGUAACAUGGCAAUACUUGGCGUUGAUGGAUUUGGGUCACUUCCAAAGCACUGCCUCACCCUCUGCUACGCGUUCUUCGCGAGUGCUAUUCUCAUCAAUGGGGUGAGAGAUGCUGUGGGAAAUAAAGUGGCAAGGUUUAUCCCUCUCCCAAUGGCAAUGGCAAUCCCAUUCUAUCUCGGGUCUUACUUUACAAUCGACAUGUGCGUUGGGAGCUUGAUACUAUUUGUGUGGGAAAAGAUGAACAAGGUCCAGGCAGAUGCAUUUGCACCUGCGGUGGCUUCAGGCUUGAUUUGUGGAGAUGGGAUAUGGACUUUGCCGCAAUCGGUGCUCUCCUUAGCGAAAGUAAAUCCUCCCAUCUGCAUGAAAUUUCUCUCAAGGGGAACAAAUUCAAAAGUCGACAAUUUCUUGGAAAAACUAUCUUAAUGGUAUUAAUAAACACUUGCUCAAGGUGCCCAUGUUUUUGUAAAUGUUAAACAAGUAGAAUGAUGUUGAGGAUUCAAACCCAACAUUCAAUCAACUCUCCAUUUGAAACUAUCCUAAUGUCGUUUCCUCUCCUUCUAAAAUCUGCUGAAUUUGAUUUCCAUAUGGUAUGGGAGCUUUUCCUCUUUGUAGAUCAUGAAUCACGAUAGUUUAUGCAGUAACAAUAAGGAUUUCUCUUUCAAAUAAAUUGAAUGUAAUUAAGCUAA
Messenger RNA from Magnolia sinica, 2472 nucleotides. Its product is annotated as probable metal-nicotianamine transporter YSL7. Gene Ontology annotation, molecular function: oligopeptide transmembrane transporter activity. The coding region runs from base 89 to 2209 and encodes 706 amino acids. Lineage: Eukaryota; Viridiplantae; Streptophyta; Magnoliopsida; Magnoliales; Magnoliaceae. Gene Ontology annotation, cellular component: membrane. The transcript has 6 exons. The record is from RefSeq and is a predicted model, not a curated record.